Messenger RNA from Cheilinus undulatus (humphead wrasse), 6688 nucleotides. Its product is annotated as sorting nexin-16-like. The coding region runs from base 187 to 1284 and encodes 365 amino acids. The record is from RefSeq and is a predicted model, not a curated record. Gene Ontology annotation, molecular function: phosphatidylinositol binding. NCBI's taxonomy places the organism in Eukaryota, Metazoa, Chordata, Actinopteri, Labriformes, Labridae. The transcript is spliced from 8 exons. Gene Ontology annotation, biological process: protein targeting to lysosome; early endosome to late endosome transport; endosome to lysosome transport. Gene Ontology annotation, cellular component: extrinsic component of endosome membrane; early endosome; late endosome.
CGAGUUAAGAUGAGGCGGACAGGGGAGGAGACAGCGCGGAGGGUAAACAGCAAUAAGACAAUCACACAUCGGGCUGUAUGUGUGUGAUUUAAUUAUUUUCUGAAGCGGAGUAAAUUUACCUCCAACGGGUUUAAGGAUAACCCUUGACCUUGGCAGUGGUGGGACGGAGACGCACAGCUCUCAAAGAUGGCAUCACCCUUCGUGCCUGUCCCUGUGCCCUUUGACAGAGCCUCAGCCAGAGGUAGCAGCAAGCUCAGACGCCCCCCCCGAGCCUCGUCACUUGGCAGCGUGUCCAGCAGCUCAGACUCGUCUCUCCCCCGGGCUGCAGGGGAGGACCUCAACAGACAAGGAUGUGGAGGGUUUGGUUCUCAGCGUCAGUCUCGCUGCACGGACAGAGGCAGCCGGAGCAGGACGCCACCACCCCAGCAGAGCCCUGUGACUCGGGCCAGGCUGAACGGGACUCUGGAUCAUUCUGUGGAGUAUUCCACUUGUCCUCGAUCCAUGUCGGAUCCUAUGACAAGCCAGCAGGAGGAGGACAGGCCUAUAACCCCCACUGUGCUGGGGUAUGAGGUCAUGGAGGAGAGGGCCAAGUUCACGGUGUUUAAGGUCCUGGUGAGGAAGAGUGCUGACGAGAGCUGGGUCGUUUUCAGGAGGUACACAGACUUCUCCAGACUCAACGACAAGCUGAAGGAGAUGUUUCCGGGUUUCCGCCUCUCACUGCCUCCCAAGCGCUGGUUCAAGGACAACUAUGACAGUGACUUCCUGGAGGACAGACAGCUGGGACUACAGGCCUUUCUGCAAAACCUGGUAGCACACAAAGACAUCGCCAACUGCAGCACAGCGGUGAGAGAGUUUCUGUGUCUGGAUGACCCACCUGGACCUUUUGAUAGUCUGGAGGAGAGCAGGGCGUUCUGUGAGACCCUGGAGGAGAGCAACUAUCGCCUCCAGAAGGAGCUGCUGGAGAAACAGAAAGAGAUCAGCUCCCUGAAGAGACGGCUGGAGGAGAAGGAGCAGGCCAUUCUGCUGCUGGAGAAGCAAAUCAAUGGUGAGUGUGCGAGUCCAGGGUCUCUGUGUGGACUGUCGGCUCAGGGCAGUGAGAGCAGCGCAGACGUAGAAGUAGAAUCAUCAGCUGCAGAAGCGGAUCAGGACAUGGCCGAGAACAACGGUGGCAGAUGUGAGGUCCAGCCGGUACGAUCCUCUGCCUGUUGGUGCGGCCCCUUGCUCAGUGCGUCUCCUCCGGUCAUCCAGGUCACUCAGCUUUACCACCACAAACUGGAACACUAAGGACAACUUCUGCAUCGCCUCUUUCAACUUAAUAUUGAAAACUUUAUAUGCUUUUCCUGCCCUCUUUUUGGCCUAAUCACCACAACCCCCACCCCCACCCCCCACCCCCACCUUCAGCUAUGGAUCUGCUGCAGCCUUGAACUCAGAACAGCAUGUUGGUGGUUAAAAGGGAACAUUUAUCCUGCAGCAGGGAGUUUCACUCAUAAUUCCCUGUAAACGCUGGCUGGUGGGAUAUUUCCUCUGGCAUCUGCAGAAGAAUCCACAGAUAACUAUGUCUUAAAAGACACUACUACUCUUUUGGAAACCUCAAAAUGAAUUUUCUCAAACUGUUCAGAAUGCCUUGGUUCAUGCAGUUUCCUUUUGAACCUCUGAUUGUGGCCGCCUCAAUGGAUCGUGGUGAUCUUGUGGUCACAGAGCCAGUUUGGCUUCCUGACCAAAAAUACCUGAAGACACUCAUCUGCAGGUGGGUUAAUGACUUAAAAAUCAGUGACAAUCUCGAGAGUCUAAACGUUUAUCUCAUGGGUUUGUGCUAACGUGCGUUGCCUUGAGGAAUCUUGUUGUGGGAUUUUGUUGUUGUCUUCUGAAAGAAGAGACACAAGCUCCCCCAUGUGGCUGUAGAGAAAAGAAAAAAGUCUGGAAAUCUCUCAUAAACACAAGAAUUCAGAUGGGUAUUACAGAGGAUGGAUGGCUUUCUGGUGCAGGUGCUUCCAUGACAUUUCUUUGUACUUUCAUGGAACUGUUGAGGAAUUUUUCACUUUCAGUCACAGUUUUUCCUCACAUUUCUUCUUGUUAAUAGUGCCAUGUAUGGUGAAGUUCUUAUUUUAGAGGACUUUAACAGUAAACACUUCCAUUCCUCAUAUACACUCACAUGAAUCCUGCUGCUGUGUGUUUAUUGUACAGUUUAAUCAGAGUCUGUUUUGUCAUUCAACAGAAAUCUACAUUUCUGGCCAGUCUGACUGAUGCAGGUCAUUUUGGUUAAUAAUGAAGGUUUGAAAUGUUCACUCACUGCCUCUACAUCAAUGACAAUUGAAAAUGAAACGCUGAACAGUAAAGCAGAGAUAUUGUUAUGUACUUCAGCACAGGAAGGCUGAACUUUCCCGUCCGGAGAAGUUCAGAAUCUUUUAAAAUGUUUCUUGUUUUGACACUUUGUGAAUCUAAAUUAGUGACAUUUCUAGUGACUCAUUUCCUUGUUGAUUUCAAGGACAUUUAAACUUACAAGUCGGCUAGUUUGCAGAAGUGAAAGGACUGAGAAAACAAUCAGAAUUUAGUUAAUUUACCACAGCUUGCGCUAACAAAACCAUGCUGUGUGUAGCUUAUUUUAUAUACCAGAUAAAAGGUGGCCAUGCUGCUGUGCUGUCACGCUUAGACUGCAAAGAUAAAUUACUGUUCUAAUGUCAUCCUGUUAUAUUUCAGGUUUUUAGUCAUGUAAAUGUUGAGAUUACAAAAUCUGUUUAUUAUUGUUAUUAUUGGUAACUGAUAACACUACUGAGUACAAAGACAUGGAUACUGAAAACCCAGAGAAAGUCGGGCCAUAUUUUAUGUUUAAAACAUGUUUGAUAAUGGCCAUUGGUUACCAUUAGACUGCAGCUAACUUUAGCAUUCAGGUUUUUCCUUCUUAUUAAUUAUGUUUGGUAAUGCUUUUUGUUGAUUUUAGAUAAUAAUGUCCAUCUUUAACUUAUUUAUUAAGCAUGAGGUAAACCCUCUGACUGUAUUUGCACCUCAUCUUUAUUAUGCAGCACUAUUUUAAAGCUCCACUUCUAUUUUCAUGUCACUCAACCGCAGCAGUUUAGAGCGCCUCAUCUACCGGUGGUCAGAUGAAUCCUAUAAAGAAUUUAAAAAAUAAACAGAAACGGAAUUGUUGCUUAUUUUCUAGGUGUUGAGGUAAAGAUCACUUAGCUGUACCCCAAACUGUAAACAUCACGUUCCAGGAUACCUAUUGUAAAGCUAACACUAAUAAUUACACCAUCAUUUUACGUCUAAUCAUUCUUAUUGAUUCAUACUGGUGUCCUUGUGUGUCAGCCCACAGUGUGCUUCAGCUUUGCAGGAGCAUGAAAGAGCACAAUAUGGCAGAAGCUCCACAAAAACACUCAGUCAGACAUGCGCACACACACACACACACACACCCACACACACACACACACACACAGCACUGUGCUCCCACAGGCUCUGCUGAUUAUUUUUGCCAUUUAAAGGUACAGUGUGUAAUAUUUAGCCUGGUAGCCUUCAGCAGAAAUAGCUUGGUAAGAAUGAAACAUAGUUUCUGUAAUAGAUCUGUCUCCAUGAGUGUUGAAUCACCUGAAUACAAAAAUGUAAUUCUUUUCAUUAACUCGGAAUAAACCUUUAAUCCACACUUAGGGAGAGUCCCCUCCAAGGAUGCUGCCAUCUUGGAUUUUUGCAUUUUGCAUGUUUCUAUGCUACUACAGAAUGAACCAAAUGACAGAUACACUUUUUUAUUCCACUGGUUGCCACAGUUUCCACCAGAAAAAAUGAGCAUCACAAUUGACUGUUAGAUGUUGCUGAUGUUCCCAAUUUUACCCACUGCACCAUUAGCGCCUCUGUUACUAGCUCCAAAGACAGCACAGUGGGGGAUCACCUUGUCUCUUAAUUUCACCUUUGUGACAUUCACAGAGAAGGCAACAUGUCAGAGGGCUUGAAAUGGUGCUUUUGUUUUUUUUUUUGUAGUGGUCAGUCUGUAAUAUUUAAACCAUUAUCAGAAUCUCAACCUCCACAUAACUAAAACCUGGAUUAUUGGAGCACAACAGGAUAACAACAUGCUAGCUUCCCACCUGAGCGUAGCUUCACAGGAGCAUGGUUGCAGUUGUCUUAUGAACCACCAUUAUUAGAAACAGUUCAUCACAUUAAUGUGCAAGGAAGCAAAGUCAAAUUAGGUAGGCUGAGUUUGGCUAGCUUUAGCAAUGCCAACACUUCCUGCCGUCGCUCCUUCUCGCAGGUUAACAUUUACACCUCUGUUACAAUUAAACAUUGCUCUGGUCGAGAGGUUAUACGUCAGUUUAUGUCUUUCUACUCCUAUGGGUGUCGCCCACUGCUCUGAUUGAAACCUGUAUAUGAGAGAAAGGAGAACAGGCCCAUUAACUGGAGCUAAAGCGCCCACUUGUGGUAAGUGGCUGCUUUACAGCUUACACGCAACACUAUCAAGGUGUGUCAACUAAAAGUUAUUUUACCUCUGGCAGCUCAGAUGGUUAUUUGAAGUGUCUGACAACAUCACAGAAAGUAUCCAUACGGAGAGAUAGCCUUUCGUCAAAAAGAACGAGGGUUUUUACACAGACACGGCUGCCACAUCACUCUACAAAUACACCAGACUCCAUUCACUAAAAAGGAAAUGUGCCAGAUUCAGGAGUGAAGAGUUUGUUUUUGUGUGUUGGGCAUGGUCAUAACAAAGUUUCUGUAACAAAAACAGCUGAUCAAAGCUGUCAUAGACUGUGACCCCCCCCCCCCCAGAUCUUCUUUGAAGUCAAGUUUGGCAAAAUUGCAAACAAAUAAGAUUACCAUGCUCAGGCUAAUUUAACUCAAAGGAAUGCAUUGCACUGCAGCCAAGAACGGCCUGUUUCUCUGCUGAAUCAAGCCGUUCUCAGAUUUUCUCCCCAUGAUGUCAUGUGGGGAGUUAGCCCCACCCCCAGGUUUGGUUGGCCCUCCCCAACUCCUGAUCCUUCUCCCAGCUGGCAGCUGCGAAGAGGAUUAGGAGAGACACAUCCAUUUCCUGUGAGGGGCGGGGUCAGAUGGCUCAGUAACAUUUAAAGCCACAGACUGCUGGUUCUGAGCGGGGCUAAAACUGAGGGGUUUUCAGGCAUGCAAAAAUCUGAUACUGGAGUGUUUUUUUUCAGUAACAAACUUUACAGGCAUGUUUUGGGGAUCUCUGAGGCCAAUAUAAACUUGUCAUAAAGGGGUAAAAUAUGUGAACUUUAUAGAAAGCAUAAAGAAACCUUGUAAUACUUCACGAUGGCAUUCAUUGACAGAAAAACAGGACCUACCUGAGAGAUGGUAUGUUCAAAAAAAGAGGGGAAAUGAGACAUCUCGCUUUGUUUUUAAUUAGUCUGUAAAUACAAUGGGAGCUAUUGUUGUGGUAUUGAUGCAGCAGACUGUUGAGCUGGCUCUGUAUCAGACUGUUAACAGGCCUCCACUUCAUCCUUUAAAGCCAUAUUUUCAAGACCUAAACAACUCUCUAAGGCCCCGUCCACACAGAGAUAAAUUCAGGAGUAUACGCAAAAGUUUUUUGUCGAAUCGGCCUUUUAAUCCACGUGGAAAUGGCGUUUUGGGUGACUGUCAACAAUACUUUUUGAAAACAGGUCCCAGACUGCACAAAUCCGUAAAUGACUACCAUUUCGUCUCCGUGUGGACAGCCAACCGCACCUAUCUUGAAACAAUUACAUCACACAUAGUGUAGCCCUCUCAAGAUGCCUGUGCGGUCUGGCCAACACCACAAUGGCGGAUUACAGGGUUGUGUUUGUGCUCCAGAAGCUACUCAGCUUGUUAUGGCUUUUACAGCAAAAUCUGACGCUCCUUUACCUCCACCGCGAAACGCACACACCAGAUGUUCUUAAAUCCAACGUGGAGAACAACCAGAAGGGCAACUAGAAAAAAGUUUGUGUCAGUUUUCUGUGAUCUUCUUCUCUCUUUUGGUGCAUUUCCGUAGCAGCAUUACAGCGCCACGUAUAGGCUUGACAUAUGCACUACAGCGUUUUCAGCCGUUUCCUGUGGUUUGGUGCUUACGCGGAUAUUUUCUGAAAUGAUCCCAUCUGUACAGAAAAUGUUAUAAAACGAAAUGAGUAUUUAUCAUUUUCAUCUGCGUGUAGACGGGGCCUAAGAGACAAAUGUUUUACAUUUGCUGAAUUUCUCUCUCUUUGACGACGGAUUUUUGAAGAGUGUUAGCACUACAGUCAAAGUUGUCUCAAAGCGAGCCUGGAGAGGUCAUAUGAUGCACUUUAUGGAUGAAUGGUGACCCUUAGUGUUUGCUAGGACUUGUUUGUACUACUUUAUUUGUUGUAGACAGACACAUGCCUUUUCAACUGUUGAAUCUGUCUCUCCUCUGAGCUGAUGUGUUCAUAUGUGAUUGGGUUUUUGUUUUUCUGUCAUUUCCUCUUAUGUCUUAAGUGCCUUACAGAUCUUUCACUUUACUUUUGAUGUGUUUGAACAGCUUUAUAGACUUGUUUAAAUAUGUUCCUCUGAUGCUUUUGAUUGACACUCGUGUGCAUGUUGUUAGGCUAAACUAAAAUGUUUUUAUAAUAUUAAAAUCUUAGAUCACAUGUACACUGAUAGUUGCACUAUGAAAGAUAAUUAUGAAUAAUGAUUCACAAUAAUGCCCUGGAGUUAAAGGGAUAAUCCACUGAAAAAGUUUGCUCUGUAAAUACUGAAAUGAGGACCAUAAGGAAAUAUUUAAAUUACACAA